UCUCACCAUCCAAAACAAUGCCCAAAUACCACGGCCAGAUCAUUGAGGUGAUUGAUAAAGAGCAUAUGAUGGGCAUGCUCGAAGUCGUCAGUGACUUUGACGAGAGUAUCCGAAAAGCACCGGACUAUGUCGCUGGUUUACGCGCUGAGCGACAACUAGGAUCUAGCAAAGCUCAAGUCAGUGAUUGUGGUCCUUGA
This is a messenger RNA of Pyricularia grisea, 197 nucleotides long. RefSeq lists its product as uncharacterized. NCBI's taxonomy places the organism in Eukaryota, Fungi, Ascomycota, Sordariomycetes, Magnaporthales, Pyriculariaceae. The coding region runs from base 18 to 197 and encodes 59 amino acids. The transcript has 2 exons. The record is from RefSeq and is a predicted model, not a curated record.